AUGGGCUGUGUGUUCAAUUGUGUUAAUGCAUUAUUGACAUUGCUGUUGUUGCUGCAUACAAGACUCAGUUUGGCCACUGAUGGUGAAGCAUUGAAGAAGUGCAUCGAGAAGGAGAAGAAAGCUCUUUUGUUGUUCAAACAAGGCAUCUAUGUUGACUUUGGUAUGCUGUCCACAUGGAGGGAUGGAGAUGGUGAAGAUUGUUGUAACUGGAAAGGAGUUCACUGUAGCAACCAAACAGGAUCUGUUUGUCCUACAAUUUGGCAUUGGAUGUAGUUAUGAUCCAAGUAAUGAUGGUUUGUUGCACGGAUUUAUGUUAUGAUUUGAAAUAUAUUGCACUUGUAAGAAUGUUCUCUACUAGCAUUUUAUCGAACUGGUUAUGUUAUG
Molecule: messenger RNA, 384 nt
Organism: Neltuma alba
Lineage: Eukaryota; Viridiplantae; Streptophyta; Magnoliopsida; Fabales; Fabaceae
Product: receptor-like protein EIX2
Exons: 2
Coding region: 1-273 (90 amino acids)
Source: RefSeq, a predicted model, not a curated record